Messenger RNA from Scleropages formosus (Asian bonytongue), 2110 nucleotides. It is a transcript of the gene mmp11b, whose product is annotated as matrix metallopeptidase 11b. NCBI's taxonomy places the organism in Eukaryota, Metazoa, Chordata, Actinopteri, Osteoglossiformes, Osteoglossidae. The coding region runs from base 1 to 1512 and encodes 503 amino acids. Gene Ontology annotation, cellular component: extracellular matrix. Gene Ontology annotation, molecular function: metalloendopeptidase activity; zinc ion binding. The transcript has 8 exons. The record is from RefSeq and is a predicted model, not a curated record. Gene Ontology annotation, biological process: collagen catabolic process; proteolysis; extracellular matrix organization.
AUGGUGCCGCCAGCCCGCAUUCCGUCGAGCGCCUUCGCCCUACUCGCGCUCCUGUGCGCUCGGGCCGUGCCCGCGCCCGUGCCCGCGCCCGCGCCCGUGCCCGAGAGGACGAGCGGCAGCGGCAGGUACAGAGCAGCUCCGGGGUGGCUCCAGGAGACCCAGGCCUAUCCGCCGAAGAAGAGGGCGAGGCUGCUCCACGCCCAGGAUGCCCUCAAGGAGGAGUUUGAAACCAUGGGGGUCCAGCCCAGGAACGACAGCGAGCUGUGGAAGCGACCCCGCUGCGGCGUUCCAGACUACCCUGCUCGCAAAGGAGCCGAGAGCCCAGACCGCCCCGGCGACCCCGGGAGGAGGUCGUAUGGCGGACGCCGGCGGCAGAAGCGCUUCGUGCUCUUCGGGGGGCGCUGGGAGAAGACGGACCUCACCUACAAGAUCGUGCGCUUCCCCUGGCAGAUGAGCAAGGACAAGGUGCGGCGCGUCCUGCAGGAGGCGCUGCGGGUCUGGAGCGACGUCACGCCGCUCACCUUCGCCGAGGUCCACGGCGGAAGGGCUGACAUCAUCAUCGACUUCACGAGGUACUGGCACGGAGACAACCUGCCCUUUGACGGCCCCGGGGGCAUCCUGGCUCACGCCUUCUUUCCCAGGACGCACCGAGAGGGCGACAUUCAUUUCGACUACGAUGAGUCCUGGACAGUGGGCAACAGCAUGGGCACCGACCUGCUCCAGGUGGCAGCCCAUGAAUUCGGCCACGUCUUAGGCCUACAGCACUCCCUAGAGCCCGGAGCAGUCAUGUCCCCCUUCUACAGCUUCUCUUACCCGCUGGAGCUGAGCGAAGACGACAGACGGGGCAUACAGCACCUGUAUGGGCCUCGGCGCUCGAACCCGCCCUUCACCGGCACAGAGACCAAUGAGAUCCCCAGCACUCCGGACGCCUGUCGGACCAACUUUGACGCCGUUUCCAUGAUCCGUGGCGAGCUCUUCUUCUUCAAGUCCGGCUACGUUUGGCGCAUCCGCGACGGACGCCUCCAGCCAGGGUACCCUGCCCUGGCGUCCCGACACUGGAAGGGCAUCCCCGAGAGCAUAGAUGCUGCCUUUGAGGACAAGUCGGGCAACAUCUGGUUCUUUCAAGGAGACAACUAUUGGGUGUACGACGCCGAGCGGCAGAUCACGGGGCCCGAUUCGGUGCGGAGCCUGGGCCUGCCUGUCGCAAAUAUUCAGGCUGCUCUCAUGUGGGGUGAGGACAAGGAGAAGAUCUACUUCUUCAAGGAGGGCAGCUACUGGCGCUUCAGUUCUGUUGAGAACCGUGUGGUUGACGCCCACCCCCGCAGCAUGCAUGACUGGCGGGGUGUCCCCCGCAACACUGAUGCUGCAUUCCAGGAUCAGCACGGUUUUGCACAGUUCUUCAGUGGCCAGCAGUACUGGAAGUUUGACCCAGUGGAACUGAGGGUUCUGGAGGGAUACCCCCGUAAUGUUGGAAAGGAUUUCUUUGGCUGCGUGUCCUCUGGGAAUCCAUAAGAUUUGUGUGGCUGAAAAGGAUUAAGGAUUAAUCAGGCAUAGCCUUCAAGAUACGAUCGGAAUCCCUCUGCUGUCUUUUAUUGAAACUAUUGAUGUGGUUCUCUUUAGAUGCCGUGUCGUCAGUUGUAAUAUGCUUAACGUUGACGAAAGCAUCGUUGCGAGAAAUUGCAGCUGUAAGACAAUGACAUUGUGGCUUAUGGAUGUCAUUUUGCUUUUGCGGUCAGUGAGAGUAUUGUUGCAUCUGUGACCACUGACAUGACCAUAGCUUUUUAUAAUUCCUGAAGGACGAGUUACAGUUGCAGAACGGCAUGUUUUGUGACAUGUUUUCACACCACUCAUGUUACAAGCAUCACGGUCUGAGGUCAUGUUUUUGGACCAAUGAAUCAAUUUAAAAGUUCAUGCAGCAGUUAAGACUGAAGUAUCUGUGAUGCCUUUUGGAUAAAUUACACUCUAAAUACUACACCCCACCAACAAAAUGAGCAGCAUAUUAUUGAAAUCAAAAUACGUAUCACAUUACUGAAAUUACAGCGAAACGUACACAAAAUGACCCAUUCAUCAAUUUAUGGAUGAUUUGGUGUUGCUAUGAAUUAUCGCUUCU